CAAAGGUCAUUUCGACUUCAUCGACCAAAUACUACUUCGCUAAUCGAACGAACCUCUCGGACGACAUAGUACCUCUCAGUCAAAUCCUUUCGUCAGCCAGUCGUUUGCUCGGUCCAAUAUAUAGCCAGGAUGUCGUCCUCAAUCGGCAAGAUGUCUCGGGAGGAGUUCCGACGGCAAAAGGACCUUGAUGCGGCGAGAAAGGCCGGCCAGGCUCCUGCCGAGGUUGACGAGGAGGGCAGGGACAUCAACCCACAUAUCCCCCAAUUCAUCGCCAAGGCGCCCUGGUAUCUCGAUUCUGGUCGGCCCUCGCUGAAGCACCAGCGCAAGCCCGAAGACGACGGCAAGGAUCACGUCGAUCUCGGCAACUGGCGCAAGCGAGGCAAGACGGCUGUGGCGGCGACGAAAUACCGAAAGGGCGCGUGCGAAAAUUGUGGCGCAAUGUCGCACAAGGCCAACGACUGCCUCGAACGGCCCCGAAAGAAGGGCGCCAAGUGGACGGGCAAGGGUAUCGCGGCCGACGAGGUCUUUGAAGAUGUCAAGGGCAUGGACAGCGACUUUCAAGCCAAGCGUGAUCGGUGGAACGGGUACGAUCCCUCUGAGCACAAGCUCGUGCAACAAGAGUUCGAGGCCAUCGACGAGGCACGCCGAAAGAGGCGAGAGGAAGAGAUUGACCAGCAGACGAGCACAGACAUGGGGACAGCCAAGAAGCUGGCCAAGCGGGAAAAGAAGACGGCAGGGAGCUCCAAGGACGACAUUGAUUUCGGCAGCAGCGACGAGGAAGACGACGACGAGGACAAGUACGCCGAGAAGGCCAACAUGCCUGGCCAAAAGAUUGACACCGAUAAGCGCAUCACGAUCCGAAACCUGCGUAUUCGAGAAGAUCGGGCAAAGUACCUCUACAACCUCAAUCCAGAGUCGGCCUACUACGAUCCGAAGACGAGGUCGAUGCGAGAGGCACCUGAUGCCGGAACGCGACCCGAGGACUCCCAGUUUGCUGGAGAUAACUUCCACCGAUCGCGCGGCGACGUGGCCAAGCUCAAGCAGCUCCAGCUCUUUGCCUGGCAGUCGGAGGCCCGCGGUAACGACGUCCACAUGCAGGCCAACCCGACGGUCAAUGAGCUGCAGCACCGCGAGUACACGCAAAAGAAAGAGAAGCUCCGCGACACCUUCAAGGGAAGCAUUCUCGACCGGUAUGGUGGCGCCGAGCACUUUGACAACGUACCCAAGGAGCUCCUGGCGGGCCAGAGUGAGCAGUACACAGAGUACAGCCAGGCGGGCCAACCUCUGCGAAAGGGUAAUCAACUGCUAGGUUCGGGGUCCAAGUGAUUCAGAUGCUUCUUCAAUGUAUUUUUAGGCUCUCGAUGAGGAACCGUCUGAUGUGAUGAAAGAG
Molecule: messenger RNA, 1390 nt
Organism: Acaromyces ingoldii
Lineage: Eukaryota; Fungi; Basidiomycota; Exobasidiomycetes; Exobasidiales; Cryptobasidiaceae
Exons: 1
Coding region: 130-1326 (398 amino acids)
Biological process (GO): mRNA splicing, via spliceosome
Cellular component (GO): spliceosomal complex
Molecular function (GO): pre-mRNA 3'-splice site binding
Source: RefSeq, a predicted model, not a curated record